Molecule: messenger RNA, 1281 nt
Organism: Arabis nemorensis
Lineage: Eukaryota; Viridiplantae; Streptophyta; Magnoliopsida; Brassicales; Brassicaceae
Source: the annotation of a GenBank genome assembly
AUGGGGAAUUUUCUGCCGAAGGAACCACCGCCUCCGGUGGUGCUUGUCCCUCCGCUCUUUGAUUUCCCUCCUCUCUCCGCCCGUAACAGGAUGUUGGAAUCAUCAUAUAAUUUGUUGUUUGGGAAGGUUGCAUUGAAAUGUCUAUUUGAUGAUUACUUUGAAGAAGCACGUCAUUUCUCUGCAAAGUUCCUCUUGAAGCCUAUUGAUGAUCCUCAUGUCGACUUGGUUGCAUCUGUUUCAGGCGCUCUAGAUAGUAAAGUGGAAGGAGGAGAUCUUGUGGGAAAUGCAUUGUUUCGCUGGCAAAGUGAUGUUGAUGAUCCUCAUACUUUUGUGGACCUCUCUGUGUCAACCUCCAAUCCGGUUCUUCUAAUGAGGUCAUCGGCUUACUACCCUAAAUAUGGAAUCGGAGCAUUUGCUAUAUACCCUUUGCUUUCGAAAAAGACUCAAAAAUUAGCUGAAGAAUAUGGAAUCAUGGGGUUGAGAUAUGGCUCAACGAAUUUAUCUCUCGGAGCUACUGUCUCUCCUUUUGAUACAAAGGACGAAUUGCCAAAGAGUGCAUGGCUUGUAAGCAAAAUGGGAAGGCUUACAGUAGGAGUGCAGUAUGAGCCGCUAUGUAAAAGCAAAGACAUGGCAAAGUAUAGCGACCUAAGGAAUUGGAGUUGUGCUGCUGGCUAUGGAGUAGGGUCAAAAAGCCCCUUGAGCCCCUCUUUCAACUUUGGCCUUGAACUAGCGAGAAGCUCUCAGUUUAUCGCUUCGUUUUACCAACAUGUAGUAGUCCAAAGACGGGUGAAAAAUCCUUUUGAAGAAAACGAAGUAGUUGGAAUCACAAACUACAUUGACUUAGGUUUUGAGCUACAAACAAGGGUUGAUGAUUCCCCCAAGACACCAGAUGGCUUUCCAGAUUCUUCAUUGCAGAUGGCUGCAUCUUGGCAGGCCAAUAAGAACUUCUUGCUGAAGGGUAAAGUCGGAGCUCUAAGCUCAACACUCACAUUAGCAUUCAAGUCGUGGUGGAAACCGUCUUUCGCGUUCAAUAUUUCAGCAACCACUAAUCAUAAGACUGGAGAAGUAGAAUGUGGGUUUGGUUUCCGUGUUGAUAGCUUAAGGGAAGCCAGUUACCAAAGAGCUGAUCCGAACUUUGUAAUGCUGACACCGAACAAAGAACAUCUCGCAGAAGGGAUUGUGUGGAAAAUGGGGAAGAGACCAAUGUUUCAAUCCGAUGUAGACGCAGAGAAUUUCAACGAGUUGCCAAAAGAACUUAGACCGCCUCAGAAGAUUCUCUAA